Molecule: messenger RNA, 1936 nt
Organism: Theobroma cacao (cacao)
Lineage: Eukaryota; Viridiplantae; Streptophyta; Magnoliopsida; Malvales; Malvaceae
Product: Homeodomain-like superfamily protein
Source: RefSeq, a predicted model, not a curated record
AGGUUUUCUUCCCUCUCAAUUCUCAAACGAUCAGAAAACAAACAGGCACCCCCUAGUUUCUAGUCGUUCGUAAAUCGGCAAGAACACAGAAAAACAGCCGAAGGAGAAGCCAAAAACAAAGAAAGAAUGGGAACAAAAUCUCGAGGCGUUAAGUCCAGACCUUGCAAUUCGAUACCUCCUUCAAAUCCCUCCCUCAUCUCCCCUCCUCUCCUCCAUCAGGAUGAAGCUAAUGAAGAAUAUCGUGUAGAUGGUACUGAUUGUGGAGCAUCGGAGGGUGCUGGCUCCAGUCAAGAUAAUGAUAAUAAUGAUGAUGAUGUUGUAGUUCCUGAUUCUGUUGAAGAGGUGGAUAGAUGUGCAGGAGAAAACCAUGGUGCAGGGCCUAGCAGAGAAUGUAUUUUUGUAGAUUGGUUAGAACAAGAGUCUUGUAUUAGAUGCAAUAGCCGAACUGGUCAGGUUUUGGUUUGCAGUGAAAAUGGCUGCCCGGUUACUAUACAUGAAGUGUGCAUGAAUUGUAAUCCUAAAUUUGACAAUAUGGGUAAAUUUUACUGCCCUUACUGCUGGUACAAGCGAGAACUAGUGAGGACCAAAGAGUUGAGAAGGAAAGCUAUGUUGGCAAGGAAGGAAUUGUCAAACUUUAUAUGUUUGAAGAGAGAUGGUGGAAAUGAGGAAAUGCAGGUAGAUGAAACAGAAACCAUGAAAGCUGCCAGUGUAUCAACAAUGGCGGGGAAGAUAAAUACUGGUGAUUCUGAAAAUGGGCUGAAUGAUAAAAAUAAUGAGAGAAUACAUCAUGAUCAGGAGGAAACACCGGGUGUUGAGUCCAUAAGCAAAUCUGAUGAGGAAAGAAACUCUAGAGCUCGUGGGUCUGAAAAUUUUGGGGAUGGAGAAAGGAUACAAGAUGAGGAUAUAGAAAAUGCUUCUGAUAGUGAAGAUGAUGAAAUUGAUGAGGAUCAAUGGCAAAUACAACCAAUUAGUUCAAGCCAUUUAGAAAUAGAGAAAGGUGCACUUCCUGUAUCAACUAAAGAAACUUCUGACAAUGUAGGUGUAUUAGAAGAGAACAAGGAAGAGCCAGUGCUCCCAAAUGCAGUUGGAACUACUAUGGCACUAAUAACCAGUGAUGCUACAUCCAAGGUGCCUGCAAUUAAAAGUUUUGAGUUUGUAUUACCUGAUUUGAAUACUGAGACACUCGUAGUGCGUCAAAAGCGUGUCAAACGAACAGCUCAGAAGGAGUGGCCUCAGAAAGUUGAUUCACCAAAGAUGCCAUCCUCUGAACCAAGUACUAGUGCAAAGGAUAAGAAGAUGAACCAACAAGGAAAAGCUACAGCAGCAAAAAAUUCUGUGCAAUGCCAAGAAUUAAACAAGCGAUUUGUGAGUUCGAAAUUGGGUACUGAAAAGCGUAGGCGAUUACACUGGACAGCUGAAGAGGAAGAAAUGCUGAAGGAGGGAGUGCGUAGAUUUUCAAGUAUAGUGAAUAAAAAUAUCCCCUGGAGGAAAAUUUUGGAGUUUGGUCAUCAUGUUUUCCAUUCAACUCGUACUCCAGUUGACCUUAAGGAUAAAUGGAAGAAUAUUAUAGCCAAAGAGGCCCCAAAGUAACAGGGGAGCAUGAUUAAAUCUGGAGGUAUAAGACAAUGGGCAGCGUCUGAGCUCGGGGAUGUAAUCUCUGCUGUGUUAUAAGGUCAAAUUUCCUUUUGAUUUCACCUGGCCUGAUUGCAUUCUUGGUCCAAGGAAAUGGAGAAAAUAGGCCUUUGCAGGGAAUGAUAUGGAAAGUGUAUAUAUAUAUAUAUAUUCUUUUUAUUCAACUUGAAUAUUUUAAGCAGUGUAGAUGUUUUGACAUUUUCAGCUUCAGUCACUUGUUCUAUAUUGUAGUCCACUUAUUUCCAUUGUUAGACUAUUUUUCAGACUCUCACAAGCAAGUCAUGCAAACCACAUAUUCAUGUUU